This is a messenger RNA of Eruca vesicaria subsp. sativa (arugula), 1016 nucleotides long. The record is from the annotation of a GenBank genome assembly. Lineage: Eukaryota; Viridiplantae; Streptophyta; Magnoliopsida; Brassicales; Brassicaceae.
CAAUUCUACAUUCGCCACUGAGAGGAGGAGGAGGAGAUCUGUGGCCGUCCGCCGUAUAAGAUAGUUUCAGGCACUAAUUAUGGAAUAUGGAGUCUUCUUCUUCUUCCUCUUCUUCUUGGGGCUGACCUGCGAUGCUUCAAACCCUAUUCUUCUCCAACCAUCCGUUGAUGAUAAUAACCAAGUCUGUGAGUUGUGUGAUAAGUAUCUUACCCUCGCCAUUGAGUACCUCCAAAAUGACGACAAUCAGAAUGCACUCGUUGAGGCCCUCCACGUGACCUGCUCCCAGAUUCCUCCUUUGCAAAAACAGUGUCUUUCCAUGGUAGAUCAUUAUACCCAACUUUUCUUCACUCGAGUCUCCCUUCUCAAGCCCCACCACAUCUGCAAAACCCUUGCCCUCUGUCAACCACCCCUUGCUAAUGCUUCCCAAGGCAACUGUCAGGCUUGCCGCGAUACUGUCUCUCUACUUGUCACCAAACUCAAGGAUCCUCAGACUAAGCUCAAGAUAAUUCGCUUGCUUCUCAAGGAAUGCAAGUCCCUCAACAAUUACCAGGACAAGUGCAAGAAGAUGGUAUUCGAGUACGGCCCACUGAUGCUUGCCGAUUUGGAAAAAUUUCUUGAAAAGAAAGAUGUCUGUUCUAUCCUUGGCGUCUGUCCACCUCCACCCACCAAUAGUUUCUAUGUUGUUCCUGCCCUGGCAGAUUCCUAAAUUUCACCACCCACUAUCCAUUGGGUGUUCACUAUCCAUUGAUGGGCUUCUGUGGUCCAGCCUCUUAAUGGGCAUUGUUUGGUGUUCAUUCCCGCAUUGUUUGAUUUACGUAAUGCUUUCUGUGAAGCCUAAAGUAAAGUAGGCUUGGUUGGCUUUUGUUUUUCUUUUCUUUAUUUAAAGUUUUUGCGUUGAUUUGUUUUAAAAAGAAAGGUAUUUAUAAUAUCCUUAUCUACGUUACAAACAUAAUAUGUUCAUUUCAUUGUGAGAGAAAAAGGAAUCAAGAGUAGAUUUUUGCUGAGUUCCGAAGUUU